Messenger RNA from Cylindrotheca closterium, 999 nucleotides. The record is from the annotation of a GenBank genome assembly. Lineage: Eukaryota; Bacillariophyta; Bacillariophyceae; Bacillariales; Bacillariaceae.
AUGCCUCCAAUACCGAAAGAUGAGGAAGCGGAAGAAGAAAAUCCUUACAUGGCCUUGAGAGCUGCGAAAAUUGCACGGAAUCAAGCCCGUCUGAAAAAGUUGGGGCUCGUUAAGACACCCUUGGAAUAUGUGCCAUCCAAAUCCAACGUCCAGCGAUCCAAAAAGCCACUUCCCAAGAAAUCACCACCACCAACUGCAAUCAUGAGACGAUCCAACCGACUUUCCAAUCAAUCCAAUCCGCCCGACUACAAGGAAAAAGCACUACCCAGAGACUAUCCAGCAGUGAAGGAUGAGCUGUCGUUGCCAGCACCCAAGCGUCGUCGGACCAGCAGUGCUACUGCUGGUACGCCACCACCCCCUGCUGCCAACUCGGUACGAUCCAUUGAUCUAGAUAUUGAGCAAUUAGUCUUGGGGAAUAAGAAUAAUGAUAAUGACAAUGGCGGUCAAGGUCUCUUGGGCCAACAAAUGGAACAAACGGGCAAGGAAUUUGUCAUAUACCAAACGUUUGAGAAAGCUUCCAGUCCAGAGGAUAGAAAUCGUCUCGAAGGGGCAAGACUAUCCUUUAACAAAUAUUGUGGCGUUCAAGAAUGGAGAAAUGCUGUUUUUCUGUGGGUCAAUCUAGGCAACAAGGACAAUCCGGUAGUCAAUGACUUUUUGAAUGAAGGCCAACAAAUCACAUGGUUUGGGGGUUCUCGGAUGCACGAUGAGUCGCCCGUCAUUAUGAAGCUAUUGAAAAUGGGACAAGAUACAACAACAACAACAACAACAACAGCAACAACAGGCAAAUCAUCAUCAUCACAGAUUGUGCUUUGGUGUCGGAAGUAUCAAGUGCAAACAAAGCAAUUUACUCCCUAUGUUUGUUUUGGGCGGCUGGGAUACGAGUCGCAUGAACCGGGCUCACAUCCACUAUCCUUUGUAUGGAAUCUUUUGGAUUAUCAACGGUUGAAAAAUCACUCCGAAACGCAGAUUCGAGAGCGCUUUCAGUUCUUUACGUCAUGA